Brachypodium distachyon (stiff brome) is the source of this 797-nucleotide messenger RNA. RefSeq names its product mavicyanin. The transcript is spliced from 2 exons. The coding region runs from base 74 to 610 and encodes 178 amino acids. The record is from RefSeq and is a predicted model, not a curated record. Gene Ontology annotation, cellular component: plasma membrane. NCBI's taxonomy places the organism in Eukaryota, Viridiplantae, Streptophyta, Magnoliopsida, Poales, Poaceae. Gene Ontology annotation, molecular function: electron transfer activity.
AGUUCGUCAGUAAGUAGAUGGUACUCCGUAAGAAGAGAUUGUUUCAGUUUCAGUGCUCGGUAAGACGGUAACAAUGGCUUCCAACAAGCUGCAGAUGCUUGCCGUGGCGGCGGCGAUCGCCAUGGUCUUCCUGCCGGUGCUCGCCUCGGCCGCCGUGCACGCCGUGGGCGACGGCACAGGGUGGACGCUGGGGUUCGACUACAACGUCUGGUCCAAGAGCAAGGAGUUCAGAGUCGGCGACGCACUAGUGUUCAAUUACGACAAGGCCUUGCAUAACGUGGUGGAAGUGAGCGGGCCGGACUUUAAGACGUGCAGCAACAGCAACGGCGCCGCCGCCUGGAGCUCCGGCGCCGACCAGGUCCACCUGGGAAAGGCCGGGAGGCGGUGGUUCGUCUGCACCGUGGGCAACCACUGCCAGAUGGGCAUGAAGCUUAACGUCACCAUUGUCUCGGCGGACGCGCCUGCACCUGCGGCACCUGCCCCUGCUGCACUCCCUGGUGCCCCUUGGAUGGCACCGGCUCCAGCUCCGGCUCCGUGGACGGCGGCAACGGCGCCAUCGUCGUCGUCUCCUGCUCACAAGUCCAGGCGUCCCUUCUUUUCGAAAUGGUGAUGGCCUCACUACCAAGUACCAACUACGUGAUCGUGCACGGCAGCAUCGAUUUUGCACGGGUGGAUUAAUUAGUAUGCACAAUCUUGUACGUGAGCGCCUUGAUGUAAUAAUUGUGAUUGGACUGGUGUUCAACACAUGUAGCCAAACAAGCAUCGAUACAAAGUACAAGCAUUUUUUCGUUCUUCAA